This is a messenger RNA of Panicum hallii, 2860 nucleotides long. RefSeq names its product factor of DNA methylation 1-like. Gene Ontology annotation, biological process: gene silencing by siRNA-directed DNA methylation. The record is from RefSeq and is a predicted model, not a curated record. Lineage: Eukaryota; Viridiplantae; Streptophyta; Magnoliopsida; Poales; Poaceae. The transcript is spliced from 6 exons. Bases 395 to 2497 code for a protein of 700 amino acids.
GCCGUGCGCACCCAAAAACCCCAGGACUGGAACUGGAAUGGAAUGCUGGUGUUAAUCCUUGCCUCUUGCCUUUCUCGCCGAUUCCGCCGUGCCACCAUAAAAUCCUGCGAGGGCGGCGUCGUUGCGUUCAAUCCUGGUGCGUGAGAACGCGAUUUCACCGCGGACUUGAUAUAGGACGGGGGGUUUCUCGGCCCAAUCCCAUCCAGUCUCGCUGCCAUUUUGCAGAGAUUGUGCUCCGGUUCGGGGGAAAAGGUGAGUCCUUUCCGCUCCUCCUUUGCAUGUUUGGAUCGAGGUACAUUUGGGAGAAAAAUCGCGUUGUUCCUUUAAAGAUUCGAUGAAGAAUCGCUGUAUUUGUGUCCAAGAGUUCUCUGUGUCGAAUCCCUGAGCUCCGGGGAUGGAUCUUGACAUGGACGACUACAUCGAUCCCUACGAGGAGGCCGAGGCCGAGGCUGCGGCGGAGGCCGCCGGAAUAGCGGGCCCCAACGCCGAGGACUCCGACGACGACCCUGACUCGGACGACUCGGACGCGGAGAGCGACUACGAGGAGCAGUCGUUCGGCCUCCUCACGUCCGGCAAGCACCGGGUGCGAAACCCGGACGGCACCUUCCGCUGCCCCUUCUGCCCUGGCAAGAAGAAGCAGGGGUACAAGAUCAAGGACCUCCUCCAGCAUGCCGACGGCAUCGGCGUCUCCAGCAAGCACCGCCGCCACGGCCGCGAGCGCGCGUCUCACCGCGCCUUCGCCCGCUUUGUCCGCACCGAUCCGUCCUUCGCGGAGGACCUUGUUGGCAUCACUGGCAUCCUCGGUGCCAUUAAACCCGCCCCUGCUAACUCCAAUGGCAGUGGAAGUGCCACCGGGGAGGCCAAAGCCAAUGCUGCUCCUGCCAGAUCCAGUUCUGUGCCGGCAGAGAAUGGGGUGCUGCCGCUGGAGGUUGAGAGGUAUGCUUGGCCAUGGGCUUGUGUUCUUGCAGCCGGUUCAGGGUUCAAUGCUGAGGAGUUUGCUGGUAGAGUAGCCAUGUUUAGUUUUGUUGAGGUUGUGCCUUUGUUUGUUGAUGGGAUGGACAGCAUCGGAACCUUUGCAAUUGUGAGGUUUACCAAUGAUUGGAGUGGAUUUAAUGAUGCGCUUACGCUUGAGAACCAUUUCAGCGUGAAUAGGCUGGGGAAGAAGGAAUUUGAGAUAAGUAGUAGUGGUAUGGGUGCUGCAGAAGGGGAGGGAGGUGAAUGUGAGGUCAAGGUUUACGGGUGGGUUGCCCGAGAGGGGGAUUACAAUGGAGGAACUGUGGUGGGAAGGUUCUUGAGGAAGCAUACCAUCCUGAAAACAAUAGAUGAGGUCUCCAAGACUGAGUCAGAGAAGUCAGGGGAGAUGGUGGCGAGACUGGCAUCUCAGAUUGAGGAAAAGAACCGAUACUUGCAUGAUUUGGAGACAAAGAAGAAUGCGACAGAACUCUCCAUCUCACGGCUUGAGGAGGACAACAGGAAGCUACAUGAGGCAUACAAUGAAGAAAUGCGCAAUCUUCAUCGCAGGGCUCGUGAAAAUGCUCUGCGAAUUUUCCAAGAAAAUGAAAACUUGAGGCAAGAAUUAGAUAAUAAGAGGAGAGAACUGAAUUCACGAGCUAAGCAACUUGAAAAGCUGUCAGCUGAGAAUGCUAACGACAGGAAGACACUCGAUGAUGAGAGGCAGAAGGCGAAAGAUGAUAAUAGUGAACUUGAGUUAGCCAGUAUAGAGCAGCAGAGGGCUGAUGAAGAUGUUCUGAAGUUAUUGGAUGACCAGAAGAGGGAAAAGGAAGAUGUAUUUGCAAGGAUGCUCCAACUGGAAAAGGAGCUGCUUGAGAAGCAGCAACUUGAGCUUGAAGUUGCACGGUUGAAUGGUACACUCCAAGUAAUGAAACAUUUGGAGGGAGAUGAUGAUGGGGAUAUUCACGAGAAGAUGGAGAAGCUGAGUGAAAGAUUAGAGCAUGAGAAGAAGCGUCUGGAAGAUUUGAGUGGAGAUCUUGUGAGGAAAGAGCGUGAAAGUAACGACGAGUUGCAACAAGCCCGAAAAGAAUUGAUUUUGGGUUUGGAGGACGAGCUAAAUGGGCGGACAGCUAUUGGGGUCAAAAGGAUGGGAGAACUCGAUGAAAAGCCGUUUCAAAAUGCAUGCAAGAGGAAAUACGGAAACGAUGAUUACCUAGCCAAAGCAGCAGAGCUGGUCUCAAGUUGGCAGGAGGAAUUGAAGAAGCCAUCCUGGCAUCCUUUUAAGGUUGUCCAGGUUAAUGGAGAAGAUAAGGAAGUUCUAGAUGACGAUGAUGCAAAACUGAAGUACCUGUGGAUUGAGUAUGGCGAUGACGUGUGCAACGCGGUGAAGACUGCGCUGAUGGAGAUAAACGAGUACAACCCCAGUGGGCGGUAUGUGGUGUCCGAGCUCUGGAACUUCAGUAAAGGCCGGAAGGCGACGAUGAAGGAGGUGCUGAAGUACCUGUUCAGGCAGAUGGAGACAACCACCAAGCGCAGGAGGGGUUGAAGAGGCGCCCUGGGCUCCGUGACCGCACCUAGCCAAUCAGUAGUCGUGUGCGCGCGCCAUAUGCGCGCCGUCGGUGCCAUUGUGGGAGACCUGUGCUGCUUGAUCCCCUCCUGGCAUUGGAGAUGUAUCCUGUGUUCCAUCCAUUACUAGUGUCUCUGAUGUGUGCCUGUGGUGCUGUUGCCGCUUGCAUCAUUAAAACUGAUGUGAUCGGUGAACUGAAUAAUACCAAACCUGUUCGUGCUCUUCUUAGGUGUGUGUAUAUUGUGCAGGUGUACAUAUGUAGCACUACAAGUGUUGGCCUUGUACUGAUGUGAGCUGAUCAGCUGAGCAUUCCCCCCUGAAACGUACUGAUGCUUUGGGGUA